UUUUCUUCUCAUCAUGACUGGUACCAAUUCAGGUGGAAAAGCAACCACAACUUCCAAAGGCCAUACUCGUUCAGUUCGCGCUGGUCUUCAAUUUCCUGUCGCUCGUAUUCAUCGGAUUAUGUGCAAGAGAAACUACGGCAAAUAUAUUCGUUCUGGCGCUCCCGUUUACAUGGCCGCGGUGCUCGAAUACUUGGCUGCGGAAAUUCUCGAGUUGGCCGGCAAUGCGGCUCGUGAUAACCAUAAAGCUCGCAUUGCACCUCGCCAUCUGCAGCUGGCAGUGCGAAACGAUGAAGAACUUAACCGACUCUUGGCCCAUGUCACCAUAUCACAAGGCGGUGUCCUGCCCAAUAUUCACGCUCAUCUCUUACCCAAAAAGACCCAGAAGGCUAUGGCUACUACUCAAGAACUCUGAACCCCCUUGGUCUCUCAUGCAAGGCUUGAUCUCAUUAUGCAAUGAAAACAAUAUAUAUUAUGAUCCAUCUACUCGCCAGG
Radiomyces spectabilis is the source of this 492-nucleotide messenger RNA. Its product is annotated as histone H2A. Gene Ontology annotation, molecular function: protein heterodimerization activity; DNA binding; structural constituent of chromatin. The transcript has a single exon. The record is from RefSeq and is a predicted model, not a curated record. Lineage: Eukaryota; Fungi; Mucoromycota; Mucoromycetes; Mucorales; Radiomycetaceae. The coding region runs from base 14 to 412 and encodes 132 amino acids. Gene Ontology annotation, cellular component: nucleosome.